This is a messenger RNA of Sander lucioperca (pikeperch), 3400 nucleotides long. Its product is annotated as myeloid-associated differentiation marker-like protein 2. The record is from RefSeq and is a predicted model, not a curated record. Gene Ontology annotation, cellular component: membrane. NCBI's taxonomy places the organism in Eukaryota, Metazoa, Chordata, Actinopteri, Perciformes, Percidae. Bases 895 to 1827 code for a protein of 310 amino acids. The transcript is spliced from 2 exons.
GACAGUGGGGAAGGGGAAAGUGUCUGCGGAAGAGUGUGUGACAGAGAGAAUGUAAGAAGAUGAGAGUUGACAUUUGAGUAGAGCGGAUGGUGUCUUUGACUCGUGUGGCCACAUGGAUUCACACUAUGAUCGUUGUAUAGCAAUAGAUAUAACCCGAACAUAUCUGGAUAAUUGAUCCAAGAAGAUUCUGAGUCGGGACCGGGCCAUUUCAGCUGAAGGGUUGGACCAUGUAGUCGGUAUUUCCCAGAGAGCCUCGACUGACAACUGGAUAAACAUCCUGGACUUACAGGAUCUAGACAUUCUCCUAUUAGAGAAUAACCCACUUUAUCCUAACAUAACUACAACCCAACUUUCUGGAGUCUGGAUAUUUGCAAUUGAUAAGUCACUUUGAUCUCUCAGCAGAAAGGUGAGUGUGCCUGCCUGGCCAGCUUGAGCUCUUACAGAAGAUAUCAAAAAGAGAUUUCCCUUGUGUUUUCCAUACGUUAUGUGUCAUUCAUCAACACAGAAAUAGAGUAUCAGAAAGUCCCCCACCAAGUCUGUAAACACUGCAAAAAGAGGGGAGUGCAGAGGUGGCAACAGAAUAAUGCACCCAGAGUCCUCCCUUAAAACACCUGAGCAUCUGAAUAUCCUGCCACACGUUCAUCAAAGACGCCGGAAGUUUCAAGACGCUGGAAUGAGAGAGACUCCAGGCUGGAUUUGAACCCUGGAUCUCACAAUCACAUCUUUUGCAGCAGGGACUUUUUGUGGGACUGGCUUGGACUUGAGCUAAAACUUUGAACUGUUUGGACAUUGAACUCCACAUCAUCCUCUAUUUUACUACUACUACAGUAGACACCCAUCUUUACCUCUUGAAGACUGCAGAAUAUUUACUUCUUCUCCUACACUCACCCAGUUAUGGAUUCACAGGGUGGUCCAUACCUCAACAAGAGGGCCCUCUGCUCACCUCUGGGUGCUGCCCGUCUCUGUCAGUUGGCCAUGGGCUGUGCUGUGAUUGCCAUGGUAACCCACAGUGCCGGCUACAGCGGUUCACAGGGCGUGUUCUGUAUGGCGGCGUGGUGCUUCUGCUUCGCCAUGACAGUUGUGGUGUUUUUCCUGGACGCCACUCGUCUCUACAGCUGCCUGCCCAUAUCCUGGGACAACCUUACCGUCACAUGUGCUGCCUUCGCAACGCUCAUGUAUGUGACAGCCUCUGUGGUUUACCCGCUCUUCUUUGUCCGAGCUGAGUGCCCCUACGCCGGCUGUGAUGUCAGAAAUUUCCGCAUUGCUGUGACCGUCUGCUCCAUCCUGGGUGCUCUGGCCUAUGGGGCUGAAGUGGCCUUGUGCCGAGCCAGGCCAGGCCAGGCUGUGGUGGGCUACAUGGCCACCGUCUCUGGCCUCCUCAAAGUCGUUCAGGGCUUUGUGGCCUGCAUCAUAUUUGGAGCUCUGGCCAACGGGAGCGAGUAUUCCCGCUAUGCCGCCACAAUCUUCUGUGUUGUCGUCUAUGCUUUCUGCUUUGCUCUGACUGCACUGGUGGUCGUCAUGACAGUGUGUGGGCGGACCAAGGCGGUGCGCUGCUUGCCCUUUGACCGCUUCGUGGUGGUGUGCACCCUUCUGGAAGUUCUGCUCUACCUGAGCGCAUCAGUGGUGUGGCCAGUGUUCUGCUUUGACACAAAAUAUGGCUCUCCAUGGAGACCGUCGUCAUGCCCUCAGGGGAGGUGUCCGUGGGACAGCAAAGUUGUGGUGGCGGUAUUCUCCUUUGUCAACUUUGGACUGUAUGUGGCGGACCUGAUCUACUCCCAGAGGAUACGAUUCGUCUCCUCCCAUGUGCACACUAACUCACGAAUGUAGCACCAUAUCACCAUUUUACUAUUAUAUUGGCUUAACAGGUUUAAGUUAUUAAUCUGCUUCAUUUGUUUUAUUUUAUUUGUGCAUUGUUUUAAAUAUUUAAAGACACAGAAAAUAUUGAGGGGAAGAGCGAUCCCAGGCCCAGGACAUCCCUGGUGUUGCACAUGGUCUAACACUGAGGUGUCCAGACACCCCAGUUUCAAUGUGAAAGCAGUGUGGAAUGUGAACAAGGAAUUUUAACACUACGUCCCCUCUGCCACACCCCUCUGAGGUGACACCCCAUCUCUUUAACUCACCCUUUUUUCCCUCUGAGAGAUUUUGGGAGAACAGCCAACCUCACCCAAGGAGCCAGGGCUUAGCCUACUGGUUAUGUCCUGCCAAAUCCUCAUAAACCAAGACACUCCCGCUAUUAUUGACCUGCGACACACAGACACAGACACACAGACACACAGACAAACAGACACACACACACACAGACCCCUUAUAUUUAUGCUCAAAUAAUACAUAAAGUCUUGAAUAUAAAUAGUAAAUCUGGCAUGGCAUCUCUGGCAUCCCUGUCAUCUGCAAACCCCUCACCAGCGAUCUACGGACAUCAGCCAGGCUGCCAAAAAUAAACGUGAGCUGUAUGCACUCAUAUUGAAGCAGUGAGACAGCAUUUAUAAGAGGCUGGUGUCUUUAAACGUUCUCUAUGAAAUGCUUCCUUCAGUCUAUGAUAAUAAAAGAAAAGUAGAGCCCAUUUCAGCAAGGCCACUGCUAAGAUGACCUGCAGUUUGACUGCCAUGUUUAAAAACACCCAAUAUUCACAGUCAACUGCACAAUCUGAACAUGGUCAGUGUGACCGAGGAAUUUUUGCACAUAAUCGCAAAAGAAGGAACAUGUGACCUAAUAUGUCCUUAAACAACAGUUCACAACAUUUCCUUUAUUACAUUUACACUGGCAGUUGCAAAUUAUUUGUGUGGUUAGAUGGUUUUUGUACAGUGUAACACUACUGGUACAUAGUUUGACAUAGACUUAAAACUAAUUGAUAUUUUUAUAUUCACAAUGGAUCAAAGUACUAUGUGUAUAUGAAAGAUUUAGCUCAUAGUGACAAACCCACUUUACCGUUUUGGUUCACUCUCACACUCUCAUUGUUUUCAGUCCAUACGUUGGGCAGCUGUUUUAAGUAAUAAAGCUCUAAAAACCUAUUAUAGCCUACCUGUCCAGCACUAAACAGCAGAAAGACACAGUUUGUGACUAGCUGGUGAACAAAGUGGAGCCUUUAGUAACUAAAGAGACAGCAGAUAUCUCCCUAAGGAGUUGGUAGAGACCGAAAACUCAAAAGAGUGAAUAUUGGACUUACAUUCAUCAGGUGGCUCCAAAUGAAUGCUAUUGUUGCUCCAAGUCUGCAGGAUGUGUAAAAAUAACUGUUUGCUAAGAUGUUCACCAUAUAAACUUUAUAAGGUGACAUUAUGUCAAUGUUGUGUUUACAGCUUGUUGGCUGCCCCCAACUGUCCACAUCAAUUAAUGCAUGUUUAGAUAUAACAGUACAAUUAUAAAAUAAUUUUACAUGAUACAAUAAAGACAAACAUAUUCCGUA